Messenger RNA from Nasonia vitripennis (jewel wasp), 1211 nucleotides. RefSeq names its product hymenoptaecin. The coding region runs from base 391 to 876 and encodes 161 amino acids. NCBI's taxonomy places the organism in Eukaryota, Metazoa, Arthropoda, Insecta, Hymenoptera, Pteromalidae. The transcript has 3 exons. The record is from RefSeq and is a predicted model, not a curated record.
AGAUUUUCUACCAGUGUUAUUAGACAGAGAUAGAAUCAAGAGCGCGCGAAGCGCGCCUUCAUUCCUAGGAUUAUAAACGAUAAGCGUUUAAAAAUGACAGAUCAUCGAGGGAGUUCCCAGUUCUUCCGCGUCUUUGUAUAUACAAUCUACAUCGUGUAUAUAAUGCAUCACAGCAUCCGCACUGAAGUUGAUAAAGCUUAAGAUAAUACUAAAACUUUCUUACAAACCUCAGUGGUUCCCCGGCUUAAGUGUGUGCUUCAUAAAAUGCAUCUUUUCCUUUUAGUAUUUAGCAUACUGCCUAUAAAUAUUCCGACUACAUUGGAGAAAUCAUUCAGUCCUUCUCCUCCACUGCUGCAGUAAGGACCAUUUGCAAAAAAUUCAGCAAAUACCAUGAAGCUUUUAAUUGCUGCUGUGUCGCUGUUUUGCAUCGUCGCAUGUGCCCAUGCGACUUUUGCACCCACUAGACCUGGGCAGCCAUCAUUUCCUUAUCCUGGUACUGGAGGAGGGUGGCCCCCAAGAUCUACAGGACGAACUUUCCCUCGCCCUCCCCAAAAGCCCUUCAAUCAUCGUUUUCGUCGGGAGGCAAGGCCACAGCACAACUCCAUCAGUCUUGAGGGCGUUAAACCUCUGAGUGGACCAAACCGCCAGCCCUCCCUUGACCUCAACUACAACCAUCGAAUCUUUGAGGACCAUCGCGGCAACCUUGAUGCCUACGGAGGCGCGAACUGGGCGCCUGGCCAACUAAGCCCACACGCGGGACUCAAAUUCGAAAGAAACUAUGGAAAUGGCUUUAUUGGUGGCCAUGGUCAAGUGCAGCCGGGACCUGGAGGUCGCAUGGAUCCCUCGUUCGGCAUUCAUGGCGGAUUCCGAUUUUAAAUCGAAUCGGUUUUUUAUUAGUUUUUUGAACGAUCAUUGUAUGUACAUAUUUUAUAUUAUUUAUUAUAAUUCAUUUAAGAAAAAACGCGAUGACUGCAAAAAAUGUGAGAGUAUUGUAAUCUGUUAUUCCGGACUUGUAAAAUAAAACAAAAUUUUUUGAAAUUGAUAAAACAAUAUUUUACGUCAUUUGAAUAAUCGCUGCGGAGAUUAAGUUAUCGAAACUUUAGUGCAAGCAUCUCAGUAGAGUUCAAAGUUGAGCCUCUCUAAAAAAAGAGAUGAUCAGAUAUUGUGAAGCCGUUAAUAAGGCGAUUUAAUUGAUCCUUUCUUAAAAAAAA